UCUUCGUAUGUGGUGUCUCUGUUUCGUUCUCUUCAUACCACUCUCUUACUCCGGCACCGCCAACGAGCGCGACGACGCGGCGACGGCGAUGACGACGAAACUGUUGUCAAAGAUUCAGUCUUGUCAUUCUGGUUUUCUCCUGUUGGCGGCGACAGCAGCAGCGCAUCCGUUUUCCGCGAUUUCCGAAAGAUUUUCAAAGUGUUAAAAUGGCUGGCAAAAGAACCCUCGACGCAUAUUUCAUAAAACCGAAUAAAAGUAAGUGAGCUAUUUUAAAGGUAAACGCAUUUUUUAAUGCUCAAAGUUAUUUUAGGAGAUGAGACGGAAGAAUCUUUGAACCAUCCAAAUAUGGCUUCCACCUUCACGGGGCCAGCAGCAUCGGCGAGCGCUGAAAACCCGAUCAAUUUGAUGGGCCCGGCUCCGUCAUCAUCACCAUCCAAACGAAAGAGAUCGGUAAAGGAGAACAAAAAACCUGUUUUGCAAAAGUACAAGGAAGAGUGGGCUGCUGUCGGUGAUUUUAAGUGUUUUUCCAAGUACGAAAAUGAUCCGUUUUACGCUUGGUGCAAAAUUUGCUUGGACAGACUGAAUAUCAGCCGGGGAGGAAAAUCCAAUCUUACAACCCACCUUCAAACGAAGCGUCAUCAGGAAGCGGCUACGAAAAUUUUGACGGAAGAGAAAGAAAACAUGAGCCAGUAUACAUACCCGGAGAAACUGAUGGAGGCGGAAAUCAAGCUCUGCGCGUGGGCGGUGGAAAACAACGUUUCGUUUGCGGCGGUUGAUAGUUUGGUGUCCGUUCUGAAGACUAUGGAUCCUGAUUCUGCUGUUUUCUCCAAGCUCAAGCUGGGACGGACCAAGGCUGGGGCAGUUGUGGAUGGCGUACUAGCACCCGUGCAACAUGACGAACUCGUUGGGAAGAUGCGGAAACAGAACUUUUCAUUGAUGAUCGACGAAUCCACCGAUAUCAGUACCGCGAAGACCUUGGCGAUGGUGGUAAGACUACUGGAAGACGACACGGAUAAAUUUCAGGUUUGUGAUACAGUAUAUACGAUCGUGGAGUUGAAGGCUUGUGAUCAUCGAUCAAUUUACAAUGCUAUAAUCGAUGAAUUCAAAAAAGAUAAUAUUGAUUACAAAAAGCGGCUGAAGGGGUUCGCCUCGGACGGGGCAUCUGUUAUGAUGGGUUCCCAAAAUUCAGUGAUGAAGCUUUUGAAGAACGACUGCCCAGAUCUUAUCGUUGUAAAAUGUACGUGUCAUUCUCUAGCGCUCUGUGCAAGCUAUGCUUGUGAAGCUUUACCUCCAUAUGUAGAACAGUUGUUGCGGGACAUUUACAGUUAUUUGUCCCACAGCCCCAAACGUUCCGCUGAAUUCAAAACUAUUCAAGAGAUCCUAGAACUGGAUCCGCUUAAAAUGUUGCAUCCUUCUCAAACGCGAUGGCUAUCUCUAGAAGCGGUGGUCAGUCGCAACUUAGAGCGAUUAUCGGAGUUGAAAUUGUUCUUUUCAUUCCAACAAAAUUAUGAUCAGAACCAAACUGCCAGGAGAAUUUUGACGCACUUGAACGAUCCCAUGACAAAGCCUAUCCUUGAAUUUCUUAAUUACGUUCUUCCAUUAGUAAACAGGUUGAACAGGAAAUUUCAGUCAGAAGCUUCAGAGUACAUCGGAAUUUAUGGAGAAAUGAAAGCAUUUUAUCUGCUACUCCUGAACAAUCUUUGCGGUGAUAAGUAUAUUAAAAAUUUGAGGAAUAUUAAUGCGCCUGAUUUUGAAGAAAACCAGUGUUGCCACAUUUAA
Aedes albopictus (Asian tiger mosquito) is the source of this 1779-nucleotide messenger RNA. RefSeq lists its product as uncharacterized. NCBI's taxonomy places the organism in Eukaryota, Metazoa, Arthropoda, Insecta, Diptera, Culicidae. The record is from RefSeq and is a predicted model, not a curated record. The transcript has a single exon. Bases 292 to 1779 code for a protein of 495 amino acids.